UCUUAUUACGUCUUUCGAAUCUCAGCUAAGGGACAAGUUUAUGAAUUUUUAAUCGCAAAAGUACCGAGAUCAUGAGUUUUUUCUACUUAAAUUCAAUUUUAAAAACAAAUUAAAAUUGUAUCAUCAAUUAGAAAAAAAAGAGAUACGCACACGAUGCUUCAAUUUCUGAAAAAGUCAGCCACUGUCAGGAAAAAAUCCGGAAUCGGCAUAAUUCCGUCAUCUGAAGACAGUAUAGACAUUGAUGCAAUUACUAUCUGCCACAGUGAUGUUACCACUGAUGAAGAAGCUCUUGCGGAAGCCGAGAAGUACUAUAUGGAACAGCAUCCGGACACUGCAGAGAUGAAAUCGCGGUUGUCGCGGAAUCUAAUGGAUAUUUUAGCCGAACAAAGCUGUUUUUGCUAUUUUGUGCAGUUUUUGGAGACCAAAGAAGCGCUUCCUUUGAUCAAGUUUUGGUUGGAUGUAGAGAGCUUUAAAGCAGCUGCAUUGGAAAGCCUGAAAUCGGCGAACAAGAACGAAAUCUUUGGUAAAUCUGUCAAUCGUCGAACACUAGAUCGUAGCGUUUCUUCCGAUGGAUUCGACAGUUUAUCAUUGCGCAGCGUGGACUGUGAUUCGAUAUCCACGUUUUCGGAAAAUGUUUUCGAUGAAGGUACAGGAAUUUCGACCAUGGCCAUGACAGACCCUGAAAGUGAUCGAACAUCGGGUGCUUGUACUCCUUGUACGAUUCCACUGGAAGUAGUCGUUGAAGAAGACAAAAAACCGGAACCUUCCAUGUACGAAGACAAUGACGAUCGAAAACGUAUCAUCGAUAUGCGCGAUUUAGCGUUGCGCCAAUCUUUGACGGAUGACGAAAAGACGCAUAUUUUUGAAAAGAACAAAUUAAAACUGGAAGAACCUAAGAAAUCGACGAGUGGUUACAAUUCGCUAAUUGAUUCGGAUGCGGUUCGAAUUUAUCGAAAAUACUUGAUAAGUAAUUCGCCUUACCAUAUCGAAGUGCCAGCAACGGUUUUGUCCAGCAUAUCCUUGGCACUGUGUGGUGGGACAUGCAGCGAACGAAUCUUCGAAACAGCUCAACAAUAUUUGUUGGAAGUGUUGGAGCGAAAUUAUCUCAAUGAAUUUCUCAACAGUGGAUUUUAUUUGAAGUAUACUUUUGAGGUUCUAUCCAGCAAUUCUCUUGGGCUGAGAGAUAUUCUGUGCAGUGAAAUGGCACUAUUUUAUUUUAUGGAGUUCCUGGAGCAAAAGAACAAGCGACACAUUUUGGAAUUUUGUGUUACGGCGAGCCACUUUCGGAAAAGUGCCGAAGGUACUCAGAGUCAGGCUGAUGCGUUGGUGCUAUACGAGAAGUACUUUUCGCUUCAAGCGACAUGUCCAUUAAAUUUGAGUGAUAAAGUUCGAUUUUUACUUGAAGAGAACAUAUGUUCUCAAGACACGACCACUAUUAAAAACUGUUUUGAGCUACCUUCAAGAAUUAUUGAACGAUUCCUGGAAAGGCGAUAUUUUCAGGAAUUUUUGAAAUCUUCUCUGUACAAAAAUUAUCUAUCGGAGCUGCUAGGAAGAAUUAAAAUAACUGCUUCGGGCGAGACAACGAGCAAUUAUAUGGGAAUUUUAGCCGGCCCAAAACAAGUAUUUAUGACUGAUCGUACAAACACUCCCGGACAUAAACGGGGCCAUCGCAAGACCUAUUCCGAUGUUACAAACGAUAGUACUAACAGAUCGAAACAUUCCUCUUUUGUUUCAUCUCAAAACACAUUAUUGGCGAUGUCGGAUGCAAAUUUCCACAGAAAGCGCCCUACUUCGGUUGGCUGUGGCUCAACUUCUACCGGUACUGACAUUAUGCAAAUCGAUUCCCGUCAACUGUACAAUCCGGAUUUGCUUUGGAAACGAAAUUCUGCAUCGGGACUAACAUUUGGAAGGGUUGAUGCACUUGGGAGAUACGAGCGAGACUCGGAUAUUGCUGAACCACCUCAGGGUGACGACCGAUGGAGCAAGAACAGACUCAAAAGAGCAAUGCGAAAGCUGGUUAAUCUUCCCGAAGACAAAGCACAAGAAGAACUAGCAUGGCAGGUGGCCGAAAUGAUUGUCAACGAUAUUACCAGCAUUACGAUGAACCAUGGAACAGAAGACGCACACGAGACGUGAUUGUGGCGAAAUAACGAACUUUUGCCAAUAUCUCAAAGAACAGUCAAAGUUCGAGGAAGAGUGAUUCAACCGUACGUACGUAUUAUUUUCGUUCUAGGGAGAAAACAGUAUUUACUAUCCUACUUGGAGUUAUUUUCUACAUUACCGUAUAUUAAAUAUUCAAUUUUUGAUUCUUUAUUUUAAAGAUUCUAUAUUCGUUUUGUUUUGUUAGUUUGUUUUAGGUUGUAUUUAAAUUUGAAAACACGUACAAUUCAAUAUCGAUAAAAAGAGAUAUGAGCAUUUAGACAUUUUACUCAUACAUUCUUACUAUACUCUCUCUUAUUAGCAAAUGUCUGAAACUCUAUGGUGCUUGAAGAAUUGAACAAUAUAUGACCGGGUUUUUCAAUUAUUGAAACGCAAUUUGAUGAACUAAGUAAAAGAUACUGUCUCUCGAAUACAGAUCAAUCUGGUUUAUUUCGAUUACGCAUAGGGGUAGGAAGUAAACAAAUUUAAGACUUAUCGGUGAAAUGGAAUAAAAUCAAACGGUAAUUCAUAUCGGAAACAUUUAAAGAACGCAAGCAGAAUUAGGAAAAUCAAAAAAAGAAAUAAUGAUUGUAUCUUCGAACAGAUUUUUGUAAGCUAUCUCCAUUUCGUAGGUUUAUUAUUAGUCUGUGCCGACUGCUAUGUACUAAUAUAUAAAACGAGAAAGAUUAAUAAAACAUAUAAUGUA
Messenger RNA from Malaya genurostris, 2845 nucleotides. RefSeq names its product A-kinase anchor protein 10, mitochondrial (gene pkaap). The coding region runs from base 154 to 2136 and encodes 660 amino acids. The transcript is spliced from 3 exons. The record is from RefSeq and is a predicted model, not a curated record. Gene Ontology annotation, biological process: intracellular protein localization. Gene Ontology annotation, cellular component: plasma membrane. Lineage: Eukaryota; Metazoa; Arthropoda; Insecta; Diptera; Culicidae.